GACUGCUUUCUCUGAGCUAGACCCCCGGGAUUUUGAUUAUCUGAACAAUGUGGGCCUAUAAAUGCAGCGCUAACAGCAGGCUAUGGCACAGUUUGCAGCGAGAACCUUUGCAAAAUGAAGCUGACGUUUCUCUUGCUUUUGUGCUGCUGCCUUUUCAGUUUGGCCUAUGGCACUGAUAUUGUCGCCACCAAGCCGCCAUUUGUGCGCAGUCGUUAUAGUCUACGAUGGCGUAAGACAACCACUGCCAUUCCAGAGACCACAACGGGUCGUGCCGUAGAGCCUGUUACCUCGACGGAACAUCCCAAGGUGGGCACCUCAACGGCCAGUCCCGACUAUGAUUACUAUGGCAAUGGCGAAGCUGAGAACAUGGUGCAUAAAUAGCGUGCGUUAUCCGGUUGACAGUAUAUU
This is a messenger RNA of Drosophila novamexicana, 408 nucleotides long. RefSeq lists its product as uncharacterized. The record is from RefSeq and is a predicted model, not a curated record. The transcript has 2 exons. The coding region runs from base 115 to 381 and encodes 88 amino acids. Lineage: Eukaryota; Metazoa; Arthropoda; Insecta; Diptera; Drosophilidae.